AUGAAAUUCUCCACUGUCGCCACCUUCGCCACCGUCACUGCCCUUGUUUCUGCAGAUUCUACCUCUGAUGGUGUCACUUAUGUUGAUGUCACCACCACCCCACAAAGUACCACAUCUAUGAUCUCCACCGUGAAAACCACCUCUACUCCAUACACCACAAGUACCAUUGCUACCCUAUCCACUAAGCCUAUCAGCAGCCAAGCUAAUACCACCACUCAAGAAAUCAGCACAUACGUCGGCGCUGCCGUUAAAGGCUCCGUUGCCGGUAUGGGUGCCGUUGUCGGUGCCGUUGCCCUUGCUUUAUUAUAA
Messenger RNA from Saccharomyces paradoxus, 309 nucleotides. It is a transcript of the gene TOS6, whose product is annotated as Tos6p. The transcript has a single exon. The coding region runs from base 1 to 309 and encodes 102 amino acids. NCBI's taxonomy places the organism in Eukaryota, Fungi, Ascomycota, Saccharomycetes, Saccharomycetales, Saccharomycetaceae. The record is from RefSeq and is a predicted model, not a curated record.